CGACGCGUCACACUGCACGACGACAACAGCAGAUGGCGCGUGUUUACUUAGCGUUGGCCGACAUCUCCCCGUCAUGCAUCAUCGGAACCAACCUGCGAGUCCACGGCGUGGAGUUGAAGCUCGUAGUUUCCCAGAGGCGGGGCUUGCUUCUUCAGGUCCCGCAGGGCCUGCUGGACGGUGCCGUUGACCCCGCCCCCCUGACCCGCGGGCCUCAUCCACAGGACAGGAAGUGGGUGUCGGACCCGGGCCGCCGCCGGGCCCAGCAGCAGGAAGUAGAAGAGCAGACAGCGGAGACGAGGCGACAUGGCGAACGCGUCCACGCCGUUCCUGUGAGACCCACGCUAAUCUGACCACACAGGAUCAAAGGAUCAGUCGCCACGGAGGUAGGAGGGUGGUGGUCUUGGGGGCCGUCUCCAGGAGGAGGCAGGCUAACCUCCCUACAAGGCCCUGGGACUCGAGCCAUUGGCGUGGGGACGACGCGGGUGAGCGGUGGACGACCGAGCUGCAACUUGAGAAACGCAAGCAGAAUGGAGGGGACGCGCAGUCUACUCCUGGGCCUCAUGGCAGCGCUCUGUUUCCAUGGCAACGCAGCACAGACGACAGUGUGCACUCAAGAAGCCGUAGCCGACAUCGUCUUCAUGGUGGACGGGUCCUGGAGCAUCGGCACCAAAAACUUCGAGCAGAUGCGCCGUUUUUUGUCCGAUUUGGUCGGCGGCUUCGACGUGGGCCUCGACCGUGUCCGCAUGGCUCUGAUCCAGUACAGCACCACGCCAAGAAGUGAGUUCCUACUCAACACCUACGAGAACAAGGCCGACAUCCUGCAGUACAUCAGCACGCUGCCUUACAUGGGAGGCGGCACCAACACGGGUCAAGGCCUGGACUUCAUGCUUAGUAAGCAUUUUGUGAAAGAGGCCGGGAGCAGGGCUGCCCAGAAUGUGCCGCAGAUCGCCGUAGUCAUCACCGACGGCAAGUCGCAAGAUGACGUGGAGUCCCACGCCCUGCAACUGAAAAAGAAAGGCAUCAUCUUGUACGCCAUCGGGAUUAAAGACGCAGAUGAAGACCAACUGAAGGAAAUCGCCAACGAGCCGCACGCCCAGUAUGUCUACAGCGUGUCCGACUUUUCUGCUCUGCAGGGAAUUUCUCAGAGCAUCGUCCAGACGCUAUGUACGACCGUGGAGGAGGAGGCCAAACGACAACUUCUGCAGUUGUCGGAAGAAUGUGCAGGAGCCACCGUGGCCGACAUUGUCUUCCUGGUGGACGGUUCUUCAAGCAUUGGCCCUGAAAACUUUCAGGAGAUCCGAGGUUUUCUCCGAAGCGUGGUCUCUGGUCUUGACAUCGGCCCAAACAAGGUCCAGGUGGGUUUGGCGCAGUAUAGCGAUGAAACUUACCAGGAGUUCCUGUUAAAAGAUUACAUGGACAAGAAAUCCCUGCUGGCCGAAUUGGACAAGUUCCCGUAUCGGAUGGGGGGCACGGAGACCGGCAAGGCCAUCGACUUUCUCCUGACGCAGUACUUCACAGAAAGCGCCGGUAGCCGAGCUAGCCAGCGGGUGCCUCAGAUUGCCGUCGUUAUCACGGACGGAGACUCCACCGACGACGUGUUAGUACCUGCUCAGCGCCUGAGGCAGCACGGAGUCAUUGUUUUUGGUAUCGGAGUUGGAGAAGCCAACCGCGCAGAGCUGGAGUCCAUCGCCAACCGACCUUCUGACAAUUUCCGCUUCUUCAUCGAUAGCUUCCAGGCCCUUCAGAGGCUGACUGAGGGUCUGCUGCAAACCAUGUGCAUCUCCAUGGGCAACCAGAGGCAAGCCUUGUCAGAAAAGUUUGCAGACAUUUUCUUCCUAGUUGACAGCGGUGUGAGCCAAGCUGAGUUCCAGCAGGUCAGAAGUGUUCUGGUGCGACUGGUCAACCAACUUAAGUUCGGAAUCUCAGCUCACCGCCUCGGCUUGGCUCAGUACAGCCAAGAUACCAAAGUGGAAUUCUCCCUCAACACUUACGAAACAAAAGAGGACACCAGCGCCGCCGUCAGGCGCUUCCGCCAGCGCAGAUUGCAGCCCAACGAGCCCCGCAAUCUAGGCGCCGCCUUGGAGUACGCCAGCUCGCACUUCUUCACCAGCGAGGCGGGAAGCCGGGCAGACCAAGACUUCCGACAGUUCUUGGUUGUUUUGAGUGGGAAAGACUCGGACGACUCCAUCUACAAGCAGUCUCGCUUAAUCAAGGCGGAAGGCGUGACUGUGGUGGCGCUCGGCAUUGGAGCGUCCAUGCAGCAAAUGCGCGUCGUAGCCACAAGUCCCUACGCGUACCAGUCCAUCGGCAACGCUGUUCCCGCUCUGAAGACAAUUUUUGAAAGCGAAGAGCAGGAGAUCACUCCUACCGGAGAAUGCAAAGGAGCCAAAGUGGCAGACGUCGUGUUUAUAAUCGAUGAAUCAGGAAGCAUCGGAACCACAAACUUCCAGCUGGUACGCACCUUCCUGCACUCGGUCGUGAGAGGCCUGGACGUGGGUCCGUCCAAAGUGCGAGUGGGCAUCGUGAUGUUCAGCGACAAAGCGUUUGCGCCUGUCUAUCUCGACACCUUCAGGGACAAAAACGAGACGCUGAGUUUCCUCAAAAUCCUGCCCUAUCACGGUGGCGGCACAAACACCGGCGCCGCCCUCAAUUUCACACGGGAGCAUGUGUUCACCCAGAAAAGAGGGAGCAGGAAAGACAAGGGCGUCCAGCAGGUGGCGGUGGUGAUCACUGAUGGUAAAUCCCAAGAUGAUGUGAGCAACGCUGCUGCUAACCUCCGCAGGGCCGGUGUCACCAUCUACACGGUCGGAGUCAAAAACGCAAACCAUGCCCAGCUGGUAAAGAUGGCGUCGCACCCCCCCAACAAGCACAUGUUUACCGUGAACAGCUUCGCCAAACUCAAGUCGCUGGAGCAACAGCUGCAGAAGGUUGUCUGCCAUAACAUUCUGCGCCAAGCCGUCACCGUUAAUAUGAGAAGAAGCAGCAUCAAAGAAGGCUGCUUGCAAACAGACGAAGCCGACAUCUUUUUCUUGAUCGACCACUCCGGAAGCAUUUUUCCCACUGACUUUUACGACAUGAAGAAGUUCAUCAUCGAGUUCCUAAAUACUUUUCGUAUUGGGCCGCAGCAUGUCCGCAUGGGCGUCGCCAAGUACGCCGACAGACCAAAUCUGGAAUUUGAUCUGACGGCCUACAAGGACGCCAAAAGCCUGGAGAAGGCCGUUGAGGCAAUCUUGCAGGUGGGAGGUGGGACUGAAACAGGAAGAGCGCUACAAUUCAUGGCCCCACAGUUUGAUCGGGCGAUGGCCACUCGUGGUCAGAAAGUGCCGGAAUAUCUGGUGGUCAUCACCGAUGGGAAAUCUUCGGACGAUGUGAAGGUGCCUGCAGAGAAGCUACGAGCGCAGGGCAUCACCAUUUAUGCCAUCGGAGUGAAGAACGCUGAGAUGGAUGAGCUGCGCGAAAUAUCCGGCGAACCCAAGAGGACAUUCUUUGUCAACAAUUUCGAUGCUCUGAACCCCAUCAAAGACGACAUCAUCACCGACAUCUGCUCCACAAACGUUUGCAAAGACAUACCUGGAGACCUCCUGUUCUUGAUUGACAGUUCUGGGAGCAUUUAUCCACAAGACUACGAGAAAAUGAAAGACUUCAUGAAAUCUGUCAUCGGUAAGUCCAAUAUCGGACAGAAUGACGUUCACGUUGGCGUCAUGCAGUUCAGCACCGUCCAGCAACUGGAGUUCCCCCUCAACCGCCACUUCACCAAGGACCAAAUGUUGAGAGCCAUCGAUGGCAUGCGGCAGAUCGGAGGAGGUACACACACAGGCGAAGCUAUCGCAGCGUUAUCGCAGUACUUUGACGCUCCCCAAGGGGGGCGUCCCAGCGUGAGGCAGAGGAUGGUGGUGGUGACAGAUGGCGAGGCUCAAGAUGAUGUCAAAGUUUCUGCCGCCGCCUUGAGGCGCAAAGGUGUGGUGGUCUACGCCAUUGGGGUGGUGGAUGCCAACACCACCCAGCUUCUGGAGAUCAGUGGAUCGUCAGACCGGGUCUACGCUGGGAGGGACUUUGAUGCUCUGAAGGACCUGGAGAACCAAGUGGCUAUGGAGAUCUGCGAGCCAGAGAGAGAAUGCAAAAAGACAGAGAAGGCUGACAUUAUCUUCCUGGUGGACGGCUCCACCAGCAUCACAUCGGACAAGUUCAGAAGCAUGCAGAAGUUCAUGUCAUCAAUGGUGAACAAAACCACAGUUGGCAAAGACCUGACUCGCUUCGGAGUCAUUCUCUUCUCCUCGGACCCCAAGUCUGUGUUUACUCUCAACCAGUAUGAGUCUAAACGAGAUGUUCUUCAAGCAAUUUUAGCUCUGAAGUCCCCAAAUGGAGACACCUACACCGGCAAGGCUUUGAAAUAUUCCUUGACUUUCUUCAACGCCGAGCACGGCGGCCGGGCAGCCCUCGGCGUUCCUCAGAUUCUCAUGGUGAUCACAGAUGGCGACGCUACAGACAGCAACAAUCUGGAAGAGCCGUCUAUGGCACUUCGUGAAAAAAAAAUUAACGUCUUUAGUAUUGGGGUGGAAGGCGCCAUCAGGAACCAGCUGGAGAUCAUGGCUGGUCAAGACUUAAGCCGAGUGUUCUAUGUGGACAAUUUCGCUGCCCUGGAAACUUUGCACAAGAACAUCACACAAGUUCUCUGCAACUCCACAAAGCCAGCCUGCGAGAAACAAAAAGCCGACCUGGUCUUCCUGAUUGACCAGUCCGGCAGCAUCGACUCACAGGACUACACCAUCAUGAAGAAAUUCACAGCAGAACUCGUAUCCAGCUUUAAAGUCAGCGAGGAUUUGGUACGCGUUGGCCUGGCCCAGUUCAGUGACAUUUUCCAGCAUGAGUUCUACCUGAAUCAGUUCUACACGUAUGAGUCAGUCACCAAAGUCAUCAUGGACAUGAACCAGCGUGGUGGCGGGACCAUGAUUGGACGGGCACUGGAUGCCGUUAGGGGUCAUUUUGAGGCCUCACAGGGUUGCCGAAAGUCGGCCGGUGUUUCCCAAAAUUUGGUCUUGAUCACUGACGGCGAAUCCCAGGAUGAGGUGCAGGACGCCGCGGACCGUCUCAGGGCUCUAGGCGUUGAGGUGUUCGCCAUUGGCGUUGGUAACUACCACAGACUGGAGCUCUUGCAGAUCACCAACAACACAGAAAGACUUUUCACAGUGGAGAACUUCAAUAGUUUGGAAAACAUCAAACAAAAGGUGGUCAGCACAAUCUGCAAAUCCAAAGAUUCCAAAGAUCCUUCAGACUGCAGCAUCGACAUUGCAAUGGGCUUUGACAUCUCUCAAAGAAAGGGCCUUCCUGGAGAGAUGUUGGUCAGCGGCCAUGCCAAGCUCAGGACCUUCCUGCCAGAGAUUGUGCAUUACCUGUCCAUGGUCCCCGGCCUGUGUUGCACCGGCACUGCCCCAAUCGACACCAAAAUGGCUUACAGAGUGGUGGCACCUGACGGACGUCUCCUGUACGACUUCAAAUUCAAACCGUACGACUCCAGCGAUGACAUAGUGACAAAGGUUAUGACUUUAAAUUUGAACGUUCCCACGCGGCUCAACGCCGCCAUGCUGAGGUCCUUCGGCGAGAAAUUUAAGGCAGAUUCCAGAGGCGGCGUGAAGGUUCUAGUGAUCUUCUCAGACGGACUUGAUGAAGACGUGCUGAAACUGGAGGACGAGGCAGAGCAGCUGCGAAAGUCUGGUAUCAGCGCACUGCUGAUGGUGGCCCUCGAGGGGGCGCGAGACGCCGCCCAGCUGCAGAUGUUGGAGUUCGGCCGAGGGUUUGGCUACAAGCUUCCUCUCGACAUCGGAAUGCAGAGUGUUGGCAGCACAAUCCUCAAACAGAUUGACACAGUGUCAAAUAGAGAGUGCUGCGACGUCAUGUGCAAGUGUUCGGGACACGAAGGCGUUCGAGGCUCUCGGGGUCUGUCGGGGUCAAAGGGGCCGUCCGGACAAAAAGGUUACCCUGGCUUCCCAGGGGAAGAGGGCGUCCCAGGAGAGCGGGGGCGUCCCGGACCCAGCGGACCUCAGGGCGUCCAGGGCUGCUCUGGACUCAGAGGACCAAAGGGCUACCGAGGCCUGCGAGGAAACCGGGGCGAGGAUGGAGAAAACGGAUUGGACGGCGUCAACGGCGAGCAGGGCGUGACGGGACAAGCCGGCAGUCGAGGGGAGCGAGGACACCCAGGAAAUCCGGGUAUUCCAGGGAUCCGGGGGGAAGCAGGGCUGCAAGGACAGCGAGGACUGAGAGGAGAUCCGGGAGAAUCCGGUGCCGACAAUACCUUGCCAGGAUCCAAAGGAGACGUUGGCAACCCUGGUUUGCCGGGACAACCCGGGCAGGACGGACGUCCCGGUGAGGUCGGCGUCAUCGGGAACCCGGGUCCGGACGGACGACGAGGUGCCCUUGGGGUCAAGGGAACUGCCGGAGCCCGCGGAGAUCCAGGACUCAGAGGAAGUUCAGGUGCUUCUGGUCCACAGGGCCCUAGAGGGGUGAGAGGUCAACCUGGGCCAAGAGGAAUCCCUGGACUUCCUGGACCACAGGGAGGGCCAGGCUCACCUGGAACAGCAGGCUCUACGGGACGCCGCGGUGGUAUCGGUCAGAAGGGCCAACCGGGAGAUCCGGGACCACAGGGUGUUGCAGGAACGCAGGGCCUGCGAGGGAUGCCGGGUCAGGAUGGGAGGGACGGAUAUGGACCCGCAGGACCCAAUGGCAUCAAGGGAGAUUCAGGAUUCCCAGGCUAUCCCGGUUUAGUGGGCGAAAGCGGCUUUCAGGGACCCAAAGGCCACCCGGGCCGCAAAGGAAAUCAAGGCCGAGGGGGGAACUCCGGCCGUCCUGGAGCCGCAGGUGCGCCUGGAGACCCGGGCUACGCGGGGCAUCGGGGUCUCCGAGGUCUGCCUGGAGGCAAAGGCAUGACGGAAUGUCAGCUGAUCACCUACAUCCGAGAAAACUGUGCGUGCUCCAUUGACAGGAGCGCUUGUCCAGCCUUCCCCACCGAGCUGGUCUUCGGUCUGGACAUGUCUGAGGACGUGACCCCGACGGCCUUCGAGAGGCAGCGUGCGGCACUGCUCUCGUUGUUGGAGGACAUGGCCAUCGCCGAGAGCAACUGCCCUACGGGCGCCCGCGUGGCUGUGGUGGCCUACAGCGCCUACACCAAGUACCUGAUUCGUUUCCACGACUACCGGCGCAAAUCGCAGCUGCUGGACGCCGUGAGGAACAUCGCUCUGGAGCGCACGUCCAACCGGCGGCAGCUGGGCGGCGCCAUGCGCUUCGUGGCCCUCAACGUCCUCAAACGCGUGCGCUCCGGGGCGAUGAUGAGGAAGGUGGCCGUCUUCUUCUCCAACGGUCCGUCGCAGGAUGCCAGCGACAUCGUGACCGCCGUAAUGGAGUACCGGGCCCUCGACAUCGUGCCGGCCGUAAUCUCCCUGAGGAACGCCCCCGCCAUUAGCCGCGCCAUGGAGCUGGACGACACAGGGAAGUCCAUCUUCACCGUGCUGGGCAGGGACGCCGCCGCCGACCUCAGGAGGGUGAAGAACUGUGCUGUUUGCUACGACCCCUGCAGGCGGGCCCAGGAGUGCGUCUUUAUCCAGGAGACGCCGCAGCCGCAGGAAGUGGACGCCGACCUGCUCCUGGUCGUGGACAGUUCCCGCGAGAUACAGGCCGACGAGUACGCCGGCGCCCAGCAGCUGCUUGGCUCCGUGGUGGAACAGUUGGCCGUGAGCCCGCAGCCCCGCCAGGCCGGCAACCGAGCCCGUGUGGCCGUCGUCCAGCAGAGCGGAACCCGGGACACCAAGGUGGAGUUCGGGCUGCAGGCCUACCAGAGCCAGCAGCUGAUGAAGACACACCUGCUGCGCACCAUGCAACAACAAGGCGGCGCGUCGGCACUCGGGCACGCUCUGGAACUGAGCCUGAGGGAGGUGCUGCUGAAGGGUGGCGCCGCCCGCAGAAAGAAGGUCCUGCUGGCCGUGGUCGGCACCCAGACGGCGUUCGAAGACCGCGACACGCUGCGCUACGCCUCCCACAGGGCCAAGUGUGAGGGCGUGGCGCUGUUUGUCGUCACGGUCGGCGAGCGCUACAACCGCACGCAGGUGGAGGAGCUGGCCAGCACCCCCACCCAGCAGCACCUGCUACACUUGCCCCGCCUCCAAGCCCUCGAGCAAGACUACGCGCGCCGCUUCUUCAGGGUCUUCAUGUCCGCACUCAACAAGGGCGUGAACACGUACCCGCCACCAUCUUUGAAGCGGACCUGUAGAGAUGGAGGGCAGGUCGUGGACGGCGGACAACAGUUUGUGGAGGAGUUUGCCGACCAGCCAAAGGAGAAGGAACUGUUCCAGGAGCAGACGGGGCAACUGGAUGCCGUCGGCAUGCCGACCGCCGCAGGCUCCGACGCCUGCUCCCUGGGCCAGGACACAGGCGCCUGCCAGGACUACGCCAUGAUGUGGUUCUACCACGCCCCACUGAACCAGUGCCAGCGCUUCUGGUACGGCGGCUGCGGCGGCAACGCCAACCGCUUCCACACACAGGAAGAGUGCGAGGACCUCUGCGUGAGCCAGACGUCCUGAAGAGGGCGCCGCCGCCAACGUGAACUUUUACACUUGAAAAAGAUUUAGUUGAUGCGGCGUGUGUUGGUAGCAAGUGUGUCAGCCUCGCCGCAUGCUAGUCUGACCUCAAAUGUCAUACAUGUCCUUCACCCGCCAUCUACCUUCUCUCUGAUGUCGUAGUAGUGCUGGUAUUAUUAUUGUUGGUGUUGUUAUGGGGAACAUUCAUUCUAAUUAUCAAUAGUCCGCCCAUUUUGUGCUCUGUCACGCCAAAUUUCUUCCCCUCCUACACAAACCUUCCCCCCCCCCGUUUACUACCAGGGUCAUGAUUAAUACAGACGUUUUGUUAACGCUGUAUUUGAUUGAUUGAUACUUUUAUUAGUAGAUUGCACAGUACAGUACAUAUUCCGUACAAUUGACCACUAAAUGGUAACACCCCAAUAGGUUUUCAACAUGUUUAAGUCGGGGUCCACGUUAAUCAAUUCAUGGUAUUAUAAAAAUAUAACGCUAUAUUAUAAAAAUACAGACGUUUUGUUAACGCUAUAUUAUAAAAAUGUAACUCUAUAUUUGAAAAAUACAGACGUUAACGCUAUAUUAUAGAAAAAAAAUUAAAUUAAAAAAACAAUUUACACGGUGGCAGAGGGGUUAGUGCGUCUGCCUCACAAUACGAAGGUCCUGCAGUCUAGGGUUCAAAUCCAGGCUCGGGAUCUUUCUGUGUGGAGUUUGCAUGUUCUCCCCGUGAAUGCGUGGGUUCCCUCCGGGUACUCCGGCUUCCUCCCACCUCCAAAGACAUGCACCUGGGGAUAGGUUGAUUGGCAACACUAAAUUGGCCCUAGUGUGUGAAUGUUGUCUGUCUAUCUGUGUUGGCCCUGCGAUCAGGUGGCGACUUGUCCAGGGUGUACCCUGCCUUCCGCCCGAUUGUAGCUGAGAUAGGCGCCAGGGCCCCCCGCGACCCCACAAGGGAAUAAGCAGUAGAAAAUGGAUGGAUGGAAUUUACAAACACAAGCUAUGGGAUGGCGCAUUUACUUCCGGGGUCACAUUUCCUCUAACGUCAUCCCAUAGUUUGUGUUUGUAAAUUGUUUUUUUUAUUUUUUUCUAUAAUAUAGCGUUUAAUAAAACGUCUUUAUUAAUCAUGACCCCGAAAGUAAAUGGGGGGGGUUUUGUAGGGGGAAGAAAUUUGGCGUGACACCUCCCCAUUUUAAUCCCAUUCAAACCAUUGAGAAAUGUUUUCCCAUUCAAAAUGAAUAGCCAAUUAAAAAACAUUUUUAACAUUUUCCAUAUUUCUCAACAGACAAACUAUUCCAAAGUUAAAAUGCUCCUUGCUAAUGUUAGUCAAUUAGUAGCAUGCUAACAUUACACUGUGGUACUUGCCACAUGCUAACUGUUAGCAUGCUACAUUUUUAGCUAAUGUCACAGUUAUACACACCAGUCUUUUACUUUGGUACUUGAUAGAUUCUUACUGUUACAAUGCUACCUUUUUUUUGUUGUUAUUUUUGAAAGAGUCCUACAUUUUGGUACUUGAUGCGGUUUAUUUUUAUCUGACGCCAUCUGGCUAACGGUUAAAAUUUCCGUUCGACUUUUGAGCAUUGAGAUGUCAAUGGUUAGCAUGCAUGUAUAUUUCAGAUAUACACCUCAGUCAUAUUUUGGUGCUUGACAAUGUUUACUGUUACCACGUUAACCAGGCUAAUGUUAGCAUGUUACCUUUUUCAGGGUUUUUUUUUUAAGAGUCAUACAUUUUGGUACUUGAUGCAUGCUAACCGUUUAUUUUAUCUGACGCUAUCUGGCUAGCGUGCUAACCGUUAACAUUUCAGGUCGGCUUUUGAGCAUUUAAAUGCUAAUGGUUAGCAUGUACGCAAGCCAGCUUUUUUUACCCAAUUGUUCAGAUAUACACCCCAGUCAUAUUUGGGCUUUUGACACAUUUUAACUGUUACCAUUUUACCUUUUUGAAGAUUAUUUUGAAAGAGUACAUACAUUGAAAAUGCCUUGACCCAUGCUAGGUUUUUUGUUUUUUUAUCUUACACUAUCUAGCUAGUGUGUUAACAUUUCAGUUUGGCUUUUGACAAUCCAGAUGCUAACGGUUAGCAUGUUAGCGUUUUUAGCCAAUUUUUCAAAUACACACACUUCAAUCAUAUUUUGGUGCUUGAGACAUGUCUACUGUUAGCAUUUGAACUUUUUUGAUACUUUUGAAAGAGUCCAACAUUUUGGUACUUGACACAUGCUAACACUUAUUUUUUUAUCUGACGCUAACUGUUAACACUUCAGCAUUCAGAUGUUAAAGGUCAGCAUUUAAACAUGCUAAAAUUAGCAUGCUAGCUUUUUUUGGACAAUUUUUUAGCUAUACACACCUCGGCCAUAUUUCAGUACUUGACACAUGCUUACUGUUAGCAUGUUAAAAUUAGCGUGUUAGCUUUAUUAGCUAUUUGUAAAUGUACACCCCCGGUUCAUACAUUUUGCUACUUUGAGACCCGCCCUUACUGUUGCUUUUUAUUACCUGAAAUGUCGGUUUUAGGUUUUCAGCAUUCACACGCAUUCUCUUAGGAAAUUGCAUUUUGUAGUUAUUAAUAUCCCAACAUCACACCUUUUUAAACAAUUCUGUACAAAAAAAAAGUAUUUUCUAAUGAAAUCCAUUUGACUGCCAAACAAUAAAAAGUUGAGUCAA
Messenger RNA from Nerophis ophidion (straightnose pipefish), 11202 nucleotides. RefSeq names its product collagen, type VI, alpha 4a (gene col6a4a). The record is from RefSeq and is a predicted model, not a curated record. Gene Ontology annotation, molecular function: serine-type endopeptidase inhibitor activity; extracellular matrix structural constituent conferring tensile strength. Bases 528 to 8567 code for a protein of 2679 amino acids. NCBI's taxonomy places the organism in Eukaryota, Metazoa, Chordata, Actinopteri, Syngnathiformes, Syngnathidae. Gene Ontology annotation, biological process: extracellular matrix organization. The transcript has 41 exons.